Molecule: messenger RNA, 837 nt
Organism: Candidozyma haemuli
Lineage: Eukaryota; Fungi; Ascomycota; Pichiomycetes; Serinales; Metschnikowiaceae
Gene: NIF3
Product: Nif3p
Exons: 2
Coding region: 1-837 (278 amino acids)
Cellular component (GO): cytoplasm; mitochondrion
Source: RefSeq, a predicted model, not a curated record
AUGCCCAGUCCAACAUCAAAACGUGCUGUUUUAGCAGCCACCAACGCAAUCCAAAAGCUCUAUCCAAUAAGGCUAGCAGACAAGUCCUGGGAUAACACUGGUUUACUCGUGGAUUCUUCUUCAGACUUCACCGAAUCUGACUCCUGUAAGAUCUUAUUGACAAUUGACUUGACACAGAAUGUUGCCAACGAGGCAAUCGAAAAGAAAUCAAACAUGAUUGUGGCAUACCAUCCAUUCAUCUUCAGAGGUCUCAAGUCCAUCACUUCCGAUGAUCCACAGCAGAGAUCACUCAUCAGAUUAAUACAGAACAAUAUCAGCGUCUACAGUCCUCAUACUGCUGUGGAUAGUGCAAAGGGUGGUGUGAAUGACUUCUUGGCUGACGGAAUUGCUCAAAACUUGAAAGUGAAGUCUCGCCUGGUUAUCCAACCUAACCCAGAUGAAGAAGGUUGUGGCAUGGGUCGUUUCAUUGAGCUUGAAGAACCAGCACCACUUACAAGUCUUGUGGAAAACGUGAAAGACUCCCAGUCUUUGAGACAUGUCCAGGUUGGCGUGGGCAGAAACUUGAAGAAGGACCAUUCUGUUAAAACCAUUGCCAUUUGUGCUGGCUCGGGUGGGUCCGUAUUCAGAGGAGUUGAAGCUGAUUUGUACUAUACUGGUGAGUUGUCUCAUCAUGAGGCGUUGUUUUUCACUGAAAAGGGCUCCUCUCUCAUUGCAUGUAACCAUUCCAACACCGAGAGGGCCUUCUUGAAGGUUUUGAAAGAGCAAUUGCAACAGGAACUUCCUGAAGCCGAGGUGGAAAUUAGCGCAGAGGACAAGGAUCCUUAUGAAGUAUGGUAG